Cynoglossus semilaevis (tongue sole) is the source of this 2410-nucleotide messenger RNA. RefSeq names its product MALT paracaspase 3 (gene malt3). Gene Ontology annotation, biological process: proteolysis. Gene Ontology annotation, molecular function: cysteine-type endopeptidase activity. NCBI's taxonomy places the organism in Eukaryota, Metazoa, Chordata, Actinopteri, Pleuronectiformes, Cynoglossidae. The transcript has 15 exons. Bases 131 to 2023 code for a protein of 630 amino acids. The record is from RefSeq and is a predicted model, not a curated record.
AUUUAUUUGAGUUGAAUAGAAAUGCAACACAUUCUGACCGAGAGGCGACACGGACGCAGCUGGAAUAAGAAGAAGCUGAAAAAGAAGGAGAAGAAGAGAAUGCACAAAUAAUCACUCCCAGUGAUUAAUAAUGAUCACAGAUAUCUUCAUUGUGCGUCAGCCUUACUCUGUGUGUGUUCCUGUGAACCACAGAGUCACCCUGAGUGUCCGUGCCCAGGGCACGGGUAACCUCCAGUACCAGUGGUUCACCCCUGACAAUGAGGUUUUUGGUGGAACUCUUGCAGACCUGACCAUCAAAGCUACAAAAUCACAGCUCUUUGUCUGCAGAAUUAAUGACAACUACUGCAACUGUGUCUUCAGUGAAUGGGUCAAAGUGAAGGUGCUGGACAUCGACAAAUCAGGUUUACCUGAACACUGGCAGGGAACGCUGCACAUCGCCGUCAACCCUAAACCCCAGACAGUGCGACCAGGUGAAAACUUCACUCUUCGCUGUGUGGCCUUUGGCAUUCCCACCCCUCAGUAUCAGUGGUACAGAAAUGGACAGGGCCUGAAGGGAAAGACUAGAGACACUCUGCAGGUUGACGGUGCUACAGCUGAACAUGGAGGAACGUACCUGUGUUCAGUCACCAACAUCCUGCAGGAGAGAUGGACAGAAGCUGUGGAUGUUAAUGUUGUGGAGCCUGAUCCUACUCCCCCAGCAGCACCUACAGCCACAGAUAAAGUGGCCCUGCUGAUCGGAAACCUCAACUACUCUCAGCACCCGGGCCUGAUGGCCCCCGUCAUGGAUGUGCACAAGUUGGCUAACCUGCUGCGGCAGCUGGGCUUCAGAGUGGUCUCCCUGCUGGACCUCACCAGAGACGAGAUGCUGGCGGCCAUCGAGAGGUUCAUUCAGCUGCUGAACAGAGGAGUCUACGGCCUUUUCUACUAUGCUGGUCAUGGUUAUGAAUGCGCUGGCAGGAAUUACCUCGUGGCGGUUGACGCUCCUCAGCCGUACCGUCCUGAAAACUGUGUGUGUGUACAGAGGAUCAUGAUCAGCAUGCAGCAGAGACAGACGGCACUGAGUGUCAUCCUCCUGGACGCCUGUAGAAAAUGGUACAAACAGCACCACAUUCCUUCCAUCAUCAUGCCCCUGAAACCAUCUGGGAAUACCGUCUACGGUUACGCCACAUGUGAAGACGCCGAGGCCUUUGAGGUCCAGGACGGAGGGAAAAGCACCGGAAUCUUCACCAAAUACUUGAACAAACACAUCCUCCGCUCUGACAAAGUCACACACGUCUUGGAGAGAGUCUCUGAAGACUUGGGCACAGACUGUUUAGUGACAGGCAGACAGGCGGUGGAAAUCAAACAUACCCUGAAGGAACCUCGCUCCCUCACGGAUCCCAUCCGGACCACGGGCCACACACAGGAGCUACGCCUGCGAGACGCCUGCUGGAGACAAGCAAACAAACUUCCAGAGAAGCAGUGCCUGAGGUUUCCCUGUGGCGUAGAAGUUGAAGUCAGUUUCUCGGCUUUGUUCUCCAACGUCUUGGUUAUUUUUGCCACUGUGAAGACCAUCAGCCCCCAGGCCCAGGACUGCACCGUGGCUCUGAGCAGCACACCUCCAUUGGAAGAUAUCUUCUCUGGGUCAGACCAUUCAGAAGAGAUGGACUCCCUGUUGUUUACAAACUCCCACAGUCCAGACUGCACCAUGAGGCUCUGUGCUCUUCAGAGACUGAAGAGCUCUCUGGUCAUCAGGGUGGAUCUGCACUAUACUCACACAGACAGUAAACUGAGGCAGACAGAAAGCCAGGAGGUGGACACUGGUAAACCCCUGGUGGCCUCCUGUAGGUUUUACCAAAGAAAAGCUGCUGCCGAUGAAAGACACAAUGGUGCUUCUGCUCAAAGUACGGGCCACGUUCCGAGCAGCAAACAGACUGUGGCUGGGCACUGUCGCCCGUUCACCAGGAAAGCCGAGUGUGCCGCCUUGCCUCCAGUUAGGAGGGGCAAAAAUGAACCCGAGGAGAACGAUGAGGACCAACUAUGAGGAAAACACUGUCCUGGUUCUACUGCUGUAAAUAAUCGACGUGAAAUUUAAAGGCGUUCUUUAAAAAAUUGUUGUGGACCAACAUAAUCAGCUGUGCUGAGGAGUCUUUGAUUGAAAUAAUAAUGUUUCUUUUGGAACAGCCGUGCUCACCUGUCUGCAGUUUAUGAUAAUGGAUGAAUGGGUGACUGAAUGAAUGAGGAAUACAUUAAUAAAAGAAAGAAAGAAAGUGAUUUUAAAGCUGCCUUUGCUUUAACUUAUAUUUCUGAUCCUAACACUGACAAAACAACACUUCUGCUAAGUUGCCUAAUGCAUAAUUAAUCGCAACUGUACGUGACUUUUUAUGUUACAAAUAAAUGCUGUUGUGUCCAGUGGUGACACGUGAAAUUU